AUGGAGGAGGACGCAAACGGAACCACAGGGUCCAUCGGAGGUCUGGGCUACUGGAAACAGAACCUCUAUCUUCUCCAAGAGCGAGCUCCCAAACCAAUUCCAGUACUUUGUACUCGCAAAAUUGAGAAUCGACCUCCACAAUAUGGCAACGAAUUCCAUGGUUUGAUUGAUAGAGUCGAGGCCGAGCGCAUGUUGAUGGAAGUUGGUGAAGGUGCUUUUUUGGUACGAGAAUCUCGUCGAUCUCAAGAUGCCUUCACGCUUUGUAUGAUGUUCGAUGGUCGUGUGCUAAAUUACAAG
Molecule: messenger RNA, 297 nt
Organism: Cylicostephanus goldi
Lineage: Eukaryota; Metazoa; Nematoda; Chromadorea; Rhabditida; Strongylidae
Source: the annotation of a GenBank genome assembly